This is a messenger RNA of Cololabis saira (Pacific saury), 703 nucleotides long. RefSeq lists its product as uncharacterized. The record is from RefSeq and is a predicted model, not a curated record. NCBI's taxonomy places the organism in Eukaryota, Metazoa, Chordata, Actinopteri, Beloniformes, Belonidae. The transcript has 5 exons. The coding region runs from base 89 to 493 and encodes 134 amino acids.
CGCACAUUAAGCCCAGUCCAAGGGUCUACGGAGACUCUGCACUCUCAGCUGUGGGCAGUGAAGUCUCCACGGAGCCUAGAGGAACAACAUGUUUGUCACCAUCCUGCAUGGAGACGGCAGGACAGAAAUGAUGAAUCUCAACUGCAGGCUGAUAAACUUCAUCCAUCAUUUGAAGGAAAAGUCUGGAGUGGACUUCAAAGAUUGUGUGGACCUGAUGGACAGCCGCGGUCACGUGGUGGAGCUGCGCGCGCAGCAGCGCAGCCUGGCCGCGGCCAGCAGCGUCCUGGCGGAGCGGCAGCGCUACGUCCUGCUGCGGGUCUGCCGAGAUGAUGGAUCUGGAAGUCAUAAAUAUGUUCCCCUCCUAAAUAACUACAGCCAGAGCCACCCUGAGUUAAUAGGGCUGUUGAAGAAGCUGGCAAACCCAGGCAAACCCAGCAAACAAGGAAGGAUGCAAAGGACCAAAAACAUCUCCUCGUGUGACAAAAAGCAGUAGCUUAAACAGUUUCCACAGAUACUGUACCUUCUGUAGUACAGCUGAUGUACUAAUAAACAAGCGACCUGUCUGCAGUUUAUCCUGCUGAUGAAUGUGAUCUAACAUGUCUGAUAUGGCAAUUUAAUGAGCUAAGCUAUAUUGUCAUUUUAAAUACCCUGUAAUGUCAAAUAACCCAUAACAUACUGAGUCUUAUACGACAUGUGAUGUAUA